Molecule: messenger RNA, 3378 nt
Organism: Saccostrea cuccullata (small rock oyster)
Lineage: Eukaryota; Metazoa; Mollusca; Bivalvia; Ostreida; Ostreidae
Product: deleted in malignant brain tumors 1 protein-like
Exons: 19
Coding region: 89-3187 (1032 amino acids)
Cellular component (GO): membrane
Source: RefSeq, a predicted model, not a curated record
AUUAAGCCUGCCUUUAAAAAGUCUAAGAAGGAGAUCACUGACGUUCACAAAAAAGUGAAAACAAAUCUUUGAGUCUCAUCUACACAAGAUGGGCCCCGUAAAUGUUCUUGGACUGAUACUAUCCGUGAUGGCAGUGGAUAGUCAAACUAUUCUCGGUGGAGAUGGUCGAGUGGAUCACUGUCCAAUGAUUAAUACAGAGGGACUGGAGUUUCUGAUUAACUCAGCAGCCAGACAAGCUAUAACAUCUCAUUUAAACAUAAUGGAAGCCCAGAUCCUUAAACAUAAGACAGAACUGAAUAAUUUAAAGACAGAGACAGAUGUAACCAAGCAAAUGAAGAAUACGCAGGAUGCUAUUCAGGAAGAAACUGGAAAGCUAGAAGUCAGGCUAUUAAAUGGAAGCUCAUCAGGGGAAGGAGGAGAUGAUAUAUACAAGGACCAACUCUGGAGAACUGUUAAUUUGGAUUCUGAUGGUGUCAAUGUGAGCUAUAAACAUUCACUGGGAUUAAAGAGAAUGGACACGACUACUCUUUUGGGAGUGAUACUGACCACGAUAAAAGUGGAAAGUCAGAUCUUAUAUGGUGGACAUGAACCGAUGGGUACAUGUAACUGUCCAUUGACUAAUACAGAUGAACUAGAAGUCCUGUUUAACUCAGCAACCAGGAAAGUGAUAACGUCUCAUUUUAACAUGAUGGAGACUCAGCUGCUUAAAUAUAAGAUGGAGCUGGAUAAUUUUAAGAAAGAAAUCACAGAACAAACGAAGAAUACGCAGUGCACUGUUCCCGGCGGGGCUGGAAAACUAGGUUUACGACUUGUAAAUGGAAGUUCGUCAGGGGAAGGAAGGGUGGAGGUCUAUGAAGAUGGACACUGGGGAACAGUGUGUGUUGACAGCUGGGAUUCUAAUGAUGCCAAUGUGGUCUGUAGACAACUAUUUGGAUUAGAAAGGCAAGGUGUUGCAGUUUCAACUGCAGUAUUUGGAAAAGGAGAAGGAUCUGUCCAUUUAGAUUUACAAUGUAGUGGUGCUGAAACUGAUGUUCUUGACUGUCCUCAUUCAACCUCAGCCAACUGUACUCAUUCAGAAGAUGCCGGAGUCCUUUGUUUUCUCCCAAAUCGGCAUAUCAAGUUAUCAAAUGGAAAUGCUACAAACGAAGGCUUCAUUGAGGUGUUUAUCAAUGGGAAGUGGGGCGCUGUCUGUGAUCAAGUGUGGGAUAACGAUGAUGCCAAAGUCGCUUGCCGCUCCUUAGGGUAUUCUGGGGGUGUUGCGGUGAAUUCCUCGGUUUUUGGACCCGGCAAUGAAUACAUUUGGUUGGACGGCAUUAAUUGCAAUGGAAACGAGGGUUCUCUGUUACAGUGUACAGACUCAGUAACUGGUUCCAACGAGUGCAAUUCUGGAAGAAUCGUUGGAGUUGUAUGUUAUCCUACGAGAAAUGAUACAGUUAGAAUUGUUAAUGGUAGCUCUGCUGAAGAGGGUCGAGUUGAAGUUUUGAUUAAUGGCCAGUGGGGAAGUGUGUGUGAUAAUGGAUGGAGUAAAAGUGAUGCUGAUGUCACUUGUAAAAGUCUUGGAUAUGCAGGAGGUUUAUCCGUUUCAUCCUCUGUGUUUGGAGAAGGCAGUGGUCGGGCAUGGUUAGACAAUGUAAAUUGCAAUGCAAAUAAGAAGUCUCUCUUUGAGUGUACACAGUCAGUGAUUGGAUCAAGCACUUGUCGCUAUGGUAAUACAGCUGGAGUGAUUUGUUUCCACACAAGAAAAGAUUCAGUUAGGGUAGUUAAUGGUAGCACUGUUCAGGAGGGUCGUGUGGAGGUUUUGAUGAAUGGUCAAUGGCGAAGUAUUUGCGACAGAGGAUGGGGAAGCAAUGAUGCAAAAGUGACUUGCAAAAGUCUUGGAUAUUCAAGAGGCAUUCCUGUCGCAUCUUCGGUGUUUGGAGAGAGUCCUGCGCAGAUAUGGAUGUUUAACCGUGUGAGCUGUUGGGGGUUUGAACAGUCUCUGCUGCGCUGCACAAAAUCAAUAAUUGGGUCUGAUGUGUGUACUUCUAGUAGAAACGCUGGAGUUGUUUGUUACCAAAGAGGAAAGGAAACAGUGAGAAUUGUUAAUGGCAGUUCUGAGUAUGAAGGCCGAGUUGAAGUUCUGAUAAAUGAACAGUGGCAGAGUAUUUGCGAUAAAGGAUGGGAUAAAAAUGAUGCUGAUGUGACUUGUAAAAGUAUUGGAUAUUCUGGAGGUCUCGCAGUUUCUUCAUCUGUGUUUGGAGAGGGACCUGAAACAAUAUGGAUGUUGUCCAGUGGAAAUUGCUAUGGAGGCGAAUCUUCGAUAUUGGAAUGCACUUAUCUGUCAGUAAUUGCAGCUAACAGCUGUAGAAAUGGUGGACACGCUGGGGUCAUUUGUUACCACAUUGGAAAUGAUUCAGUCAGAAUAGUUAAUGGUAGCUCUGCAGAUGAGGGCCGGGUCGAGAUUUUAAUAAAUGGUGAAUGGCAGAAUGUUUGUGACAGAGGAUGGGACAAGAUGGCUGCUGAUGUCACUUGUAAACGUUUUGGUUAUUCAGGAGGACUCCCGGUCCUAUCUUCUCUGUUUGGAGAAGGCGAUGGUGAAAUAUGGUUAAAUGGUAUCAAUUGUAACGGAAGGGAAAAUUCCUUGCUGAAGUGUCGACAAUCUACAGUUGGAUCAAGCAGAUGUAGUGGUGGUUCCGCCGGAGUUGUUUGCUACCAUUCAAAAAAUGAAUUAGUGCGGAUGGUGAACGGUAGCUCUAUACAUGAAGGUCGAGUGGAGGUUCUCAUCAAUGGACAAUGGCGAAGUGUGUGCAACAAUCUGUGGGACGCAAAUGAUGCUUAUGUGACUUGUAGAGGAUUAGGGUAUUCAAGAGGAAUCCCGGCUUUAUCAAGUUCAUCCUCCGUUUUUGGAGACACAAGAGGACAAAUGGUUGUGAACAGCAUUAACUGUAAAGGAAAUGAAGAUUCUUUGAUGGAAUGUAUACGAUCCCUUAGUGAAUCCAACGUCUGUAACAAUGGUAGACACGCAGGAGUCGUUUAUUAUCACACAGCAAAUAACAUAAUCCGAAUAGAAAACGAAAAUUCUACAACGAAUAACAGCGUAGUCAAUCCAGAGGUACUUAUCAAAGGUAUUUGGAUUCGAUUUUGUAAAGACAAGUGGGCUGAUGCGGAAGCAAGGGUUAUCUGCAGAAGUCUUGGCUACUCUGGGUAAACUCUCUCUCUCUUUUGUUUCUCCCUCUGUUAUCUUUUGUCAUGUCCUUUUUCAUAGAUGUUUUAUUUAUUCUUUACAAAUUAAGUACCAUAAUCCCGUUCUGUAUCGGAGCAUACUAAAAGAAACUAGAGCUAUCAAUAUUUGUAUAGUUCCUGUCUCGCUAUCACAUUUUUAAUAUUUAUCAUUCACAU